GAUGUGUGGUGGUAAAUUAGAAAUCAUACCAUGUUCUCGAGUGGGGCAUGUCUUUCGGCGUCGCAGGCCAUAUGGUUCUCCUGAUGGAGAAGAUACCCUGACAUACAAUUCCUUGCGUGUUGCUCACGUCUGGAUGGAUGAGUACAUCGAGAAUUUCUUUAAGGUUCGACCUGAUGCCCGAGAUAAAAGUUAUGGAGAUAUUUCCAGUAGAAUUGAAUUAAGGAAAAAACUGCAAUGCAAGUCAUUUGAUUGGUACAUGAAAAAUAUAUAUCCAGAACUAGGGCCACCUCAAGUCAAAAGUAAUCUUUCAGCCAAGAAAGUCCACUUAUCAAAAUUAAAAAAAUCUCCUAUGGAGUGGAAGCAUGUGACAGCUGAAAUCUUAUUCAGGUUUCAGAUUCAGUUAGCUGGAACUGAGCUAUGUGUUGAAUCUGAAGAUGAUGUAACUACUAAAGGUUCUUUGCUUAUACUACAGAAGUGUGCACCAAUUAAACGACAGAUGUGGUAUGAAACUGCUAAACAUGACUUGAGAUUGGCACAGCUUUUAUGUCUAGAUGCUGGUGCAAAGUAUCCUCAUCUGUCCAAGUGUCAUGAAAUGGGAGGAUCUCAAGACUGGAGACAUGCUGAUAAUAUGAAUUCACCCAUAUAUAAUACUGCUGCUGGAUUGUGCCUUGGGUGUAGUAGGGAAUCUGCUGGAGAAUAUGUUAUUCUCUCUAUAUGCAGCCAGUCCACAUCUCGUAAAUGGAAUUUGCUCUUUCAUGCAUUACCAUGAUAUCUAUACCUCCAUUACCUCCCUGUGAUAUAUAUUCAUAGUUUUACCAUAUAGUAUUUUGAUAGUUUGUACUAAAUUUAUAAUAGUGUAUUUACUAAAAUAUUAAUGUUUCCUUCUGACAGAUCUGAUUUGAAGAUAUUUUUGUGAUUUUUAUUCUUUUAAAACAAACCACAUUGGAAUAUAAUCAUAGAAAUUGAGUUAGUAUUUUGAACAAUCAUGUCAGUAUUUUGAACAAGUGUUUGAACAAUUUCAUUGUUUUAACUUUUUUGUUUUGUUGUAUUCUAGUGUUUUAUUGAUCUGGUAAUUUUAAAGUUUUUAUUAUUUUAAAUGGUGGUUUAUAAAUUAUUUCAUUUCUUCCUAUACAGUUUGCUCAUAAUGUAAGAAUGCUAUGUGAUAAAAUUUAUAAAUUGAUUCUUACUUUAAUUUUCAGUGAAAUGAUUUUAUGUUUGUUGAUUGUAUUUCAUUUUGGCAUUUUUAACUCACCAUAUUAUACUGUGUGUAAAAAUAGUGAUAUUAAGUAUUUUCAAGAACAAAAUAUGUGUUAUUUAAUUUUUAUAUAUGUUUUAUUGAACAUGAAGAAAAUAUGAACAAUUUUUUGCUUUUUAAUUUGCCCCAAACAAUCUUAAUAUUUUAUCUAAUAUUAAAUUGUUUGUUCAGUAUUAAAAACAUACAUACUGUGUAUGUAUUUUGCUUUGAAAAGUAUUUUGUUGUACAAGUUAAAAAUGUUUAUUUCAAGCCUUAAUUUAUUUAUGUUAUAUCAUUUUAAUGGAGACCAUAAGCGACUGUUAUAACGUUUAAUCUGAAAAAUAAAUCUGAAUGUAAAAUAUACACAUGUUUUAGGUAAUAUAUUAAAAAAGGUUUAAGAGUUUUGUAUUAUUUGUAAUAGUGCUUUUAACUAUAAACUUUGUGUCUAAUAUUUAGUGGAAGAUUAAAUGUGUCUUGUUCUAGCCUACCACCAUGACUCAAUUUUCUCUGAUGAACUGAGUAAUGAGUGGGAACAUUAAAAUAUAGAUAUAUUCUUAUCUUUGAUUUGAAAAUGUUGGGAAGUAGGGUAAUAGCGAGUGAACAUUAAAUUUUUUGAAAAAAUAAUUUCACCCCCCUUUUCCCCCAAAAGAGCUCAUGAACUAAACUAGAAGGAGAACAUUUUAAUAUCAAAUUUUAAAUUAGGCAAAAAUGCCGCCUCAGGUUGGUUUACAUUUUGAAUAAAACUAUUGAUUUUGAGAGCUUUCAGACAUAGGUUCCUUUACUUGAGAAGGCAAAAUUUGUUUUGCCAUUUCCAGAUAAAUCCACCUAUAUAUGUCUGCAUUCCUUCAUAAUCGAUAAAAUUAUAUUCAGAAUCUUCACCAACCUAAGAUUGCUUUUUUGCCCAAUUUUAAACAUACAUAAAUUGUUCAUAUUUCAAGAGUGGGUUUCCAGAGGCAAGAUAGUAAAUCUAGAGUUUUGCCUUGAUGAAACUUCAGUAAUUUUCAAAACAAGGAAAUUGUUAAGAAAUGGUCAGAUAAUGCACAAGAAACUAUCCCAAUCUACAAUGCUUUAUCUAUGAAGUAAAUUGUAUCUAAUCUCAGUAUCACUCUAUUUGUGAAAUCUGCCUUCUUGCAACUUUUGCCUUUUCUCAAAGAUUAGAGAUGUUACUGAGAGAAACUCAUUUUUUUAUUGGUAGGUAUGCAGAAUUACCUCUAACAUAGCAUUAUAUGCAUCUAUAAUCUAAUUGAAGAAAGAAUUGUUUUCAAGGAUAAUCAAAAUCGAGCCUGAAUGUUUAUUUAAUAAGAAAUGAAAAAGAAAAUGUAGGGUGCAGUCUUUUUAUGACUGUGUUUGCAUGUGUGCAUGUGUCUGUCCCAAUAUUUCCAAUAAUUAUUUAUAAGUUUCAGACUCUGAUAACUAAUACAGUAGCAUAUACUAUAUUAGUACAUACUUGUUCAUAGGCAGUAUUUAUCCCAAUAUCUUGUUUAAAUGAGAGAUAUUUUUCCCUAACGUUUCGUGUCCAUAAUAUAUAAAUGCAUAUUUUUUAGCAUUGAUGGAGCAUGUCAUUAAAAGUUAUCACUUUAAAGUAUCUCACUUUAUUUGCCAAUAGUAUCUUAUUCAAGUAUUCUGUUUGCAGAGAGCGAUGUUUUAGAACAAUUAAUUUAAAACAUAGUUAUCACAAUCUGUGUUAUGAACAAUUUAGGUUUAAUUUCCUGGAAAAUUUAUGUAAAGUCUGUUAAAAUUUAUAGCAUUAAUGAUUAAUUUAACUGAGUUAGUUACUUAUUUUUAAUAUUGAUGCAAUAUUUUAGAAUACUAAUACUGUGUGUGUUAAAAUUAUCCUAGUAGAAUAUAUUUGUAUAGUGAGAUGAUUUUUGAUCUAAAAAGUAUAUUAAAACUUAUUAACUGUUAGAAACUGUCUUAUAUAAUAGGCAUUGUAACAAAAUUGAUUAUAAUUAAAUUUUGUAAAUGUAUCAUAAAUUUUAUCAUAAUAAUACAUAAAAUUCUCAUUCAUAUUUUUUGA
Messenger RNA from Stegodyphus dumicola, 3251 nucleotides. RefSeq names its product polypeptide N-acetylgalactosaminyltransferase 35A (gene Pgant35A). The record is from RefSeq and is a predicted model, not a curated record. Gene Ontology annotation, cellular component: Golgi apparatus. NCBI's taxonomy places the organism in Eukaryota, Metazoa, Arthropoda, Arachnida, Araneae, Eresidae. Gene Ontology annotation, molecular function: polypeptide N-acetylgalactosaminyltransferase activity; Notch binding. Gene Ontology annotation, biological process: regulation of Notch signaling pathway; protein O-linked glycosylation.